AUGCGGGGGACUGGAAAUAAUGGCGCAAGUGGUGCGGGGAAAGACAAGGGGUCCGCGGGACGCGCAAGCAAGGCCGUGGGGAAAGGGGGGAGCGGCAGUGGGGCUAAAAUCGAAAAAUUUCAACUGGAAGGGGCACAUUCGGAGAUGGUGGUGGGCGAGUUGAGCGGCGUGUUGGAGCAAAGGCCUGCACGACCCCUUGCAGUGGCAGCAGCGGCGCACCGUGCGUUGUGUGGGCAUGAGGCGGACUUUGAACUGCUGCCGCAGUGGAUGAGCCAGCCGUGCCUCCCCCUCCCUUUUGCAAUUUUUCCUUCCAACCUUUUUCUUUUCCAGCUCUCCCUCUUCUUCCGCCCACACUCAAACGUACGCUUUCCCCCUGUCACAUUUGAUCGCGCAUUCCUUCUCCCUUCACCCGUCACUCCCUCAUUUUUGCGUUCUGUCCAUGAAGCCGAUGCAAAUGGAGCAGCAGCAGCAGGUGGGGCAGGGGACGACUGGGCGGUGGUGUGGGGCAAGUGGCCAGGAGGGGGCACGGCGCAGGAGCUUGCGGACCUCCAUGUGGCCCUGGUGGAAGCACACCUGGUGACAGUGAAGCGCACGUUCAACCGCGCACGCGUGUUUGUGGCCCCGCACGCCCGCUGCUCAACCACAUGGUCUUCAUGCCGCCCCGUGCCGUAG
This is a messenger RNA of Closterium sp. NIES-65, 672 nucleotides long. NCBI's taxonomy places the organism in Eukaryota, Viridiplantae, Streptophyta, Zygnematophyceae, Desmidiales, Closteriaceae. The record is from the annotation of a GenBank genome assembly.